AUGAAUUCUUUGCCCGCACCCUGCCAGGUAUUCUCGACGCCAGAACUUUUAGAGGAGAUCCUUCUCUGCGUGGACGAUAUCGGCACUCUCGUUGCUUCCGUCCCCUUGGUCUGCAAAGCCUGGAAUCAGCAUGUCAGCGAGUCUCCCGCACUCCAGCGUGCCUUGUUUUUCCUGCCUGACAAUUCCAAAGCAUUGUCAGACGAGGAUGCAGAGGCCGACUUCGUCGUUAACCCAUUGUUGCGCAAACAUUUUGGCGCUCUGAUAAGCGAGCCUACGGAAUUCGACCCAGACGUGCCCUGGACGAGACAAAGCCGGGCUGCGAGAGAAGGCUUCGACAUCAAGGAGGUGAAGAAAAUGCGCCUCAGCAUCACACGUGGUGAUGGAAACCAACCAGACAAGCGGUUUGCCUGCAAGGAGGCCAGUUGGCGGCGCAUGCUUAUCUCACAACCACCAAUUCGCACGGUCGGCUAUUUGCCCAUCAACCGUGCUUUCGACCAAGUGACCCAUCCUCUGGAGCGAAUCAACCUGCCGGAAGGGUUACGCAUGGGCCAACUGUGGGAUACCAUCUAUCACGCUCUCUGGACUUCUCACCAAGACGACGUUGAAAGACGCACAAUAAGAAUGACAUGGAGAUUGGGCACCGGGUCUCGUCUCCGCUGGUCGAGAACCAUUGGUUCUUUGUCAAGGGUACCAUCCUCCCUCACCGAUGUCGAUCUCUUUUUCCAGACAAUCGAAUUCAAUCUCUGGCCAACUGAUGAAGAGGCUCACCGGCCAAGCCGACGAAAAGAAAAAGCCAAAUGGGAUAGGUGGCAGUCGUAUGAUCGGAGUAGGUUCUACAGCGAAGGGUACGAUGAACAGCGUGUUUUCCCGAACGAAACUCAAGGCAAGGAGUAUUUUGAAGAGUGGUACCAAGACUUCAACCAACCGAGGGACACCAUUUGA
Molecule: messenger RNA, 942 nt
Organism: Clonostachys solani
Lineage: Eukaryota; Fungi; Ascomycota; Sordariomycetes; Hypocreales; Bionectriaceae
Source: the annotation of a GenBank genome assembly